Molecule: messenger RNA, 13839 nt
Organism: Anthonomus grandis grandis
Lineage: Eukaryota; Metazoa; Arthropoda; Insecta; Coleoptera; Curculionidae
Product: monocarboxylate transporter 12-like
Exons: 5
Coding region: 571-2832 (753 amino acids)
Biological process (GO): monocarboxylic acid transport; transmembrane transport
Molecular function (GO): monocarboxylic acid transmembrane transporter activity
Source: RefSeq, a predicted model, not a curated record
AGACCCCGUAAGCAUUAAAUAAUGAGACAUUUUUCUACCUAUAAGUCACGCCUCGUAAUCUGACUCCUUAUCAAAGUCAAUUUUGAUAGUGCGAACAAAAGAGACGUGCUGGUACCGGUCAUAUAUACUGGCUUCUAACGUAUUCGUCGUACGUCUUCCAUAAAGUUCACGAUUAUUUAAAUAAUUUUUUUUUUUUUUAGUUGAAAUUAUCGAUCGGCCGUAGGCGCGUUCCGCGUGUGUUUAUUUGUUAAUUUACGCUUUAAUUGGUCAGAGCAUUAGUCGUUAAAUAGACUAAAAAUUAGGUCGAGGAGUUUAAAGUGUUAACAGGUGAUCAUCAAGUUAAAGAUUUUAGAGUUUAUUGGGAAAAAAUGCUGUUCUGUUGCUUUAGUGUUAGAGUAACCACCACAUCCCUCCUGACCAUCAUCGGCCACGCAUGGCAAAACCCGCUCUAAACCCAACCAUCGGCCUCCACAGGCAACCCCAAUCCAACACCACACGUAUGAAAGGUUACACAAGGAGCGUUUCCUGUCUCGCAAUACUGCGUAGACAAUUCUCCAGGGACCUGCCAGAAUGGCCGAAAGUAACAGGGACAAUUACAAGGAAUUAAUCAUUAGUCAGAGCGAUAAGGGCCAAAAUGGUACUGUUAAACCAUCAGAGAAAAAGAAGAAGCUCGAGCUACUGUUCAAUCGAAAGAAAGAGAAGGGAAACGUGGACGUUAACCCGUUAUGCGAGCGAGACAGUUUGAUCAUGCCGCAGGAAGAGAAACCGGUGUUGCAUGUGCAAUUUAACCAUAAAAGUAACCCUCCUGUGGCUGAUUUGAGCAGUUCUAGUUCCAGUUCUAGUUCGUCUAGUGAAUCUUUGGAUAUUGCCGAGGCACGGCCACCGGACGGAGGCUGGGGCUGGGUGGUGGUGGCAGCCUCGUUCCUAGUCAAUCUUAUAGCAGACGGGAUCACUUUUAGUUUCGGAGUGAUAUUCGUAGAGUUUUUAAAUUAUUUCGGAGAGAACCGCGGCACUACCGCAUGGGUGGGCGGAUUGUUUAUGGCGAUGCCGCUACUAUCCGGUCCCAUAGCAAGUUUCUUAACCGACAGAUACGGCUGCAGGAAAGUUACGAUAUUCGGAGCCCUGUUGGCUUCCGUAGGGUUCAUAUUGAGCUCCCUGGCCAACAGUAUGAUGGUUCUGUGUAUAACUUUCGGGGUUCUAGCGGGGUUUGGGUUGAGUCUGUGCUAUGUGGCCUCGGUGGUGAUAGUGGCCUACUAUUUCGACAAGAAAAGAUCUUUCGCCACCGGGUUAGCGGUUUGCGGGAGCGGCAUCGGCACAUUUAUUUUCGCCCCCCUGAUCCAGAUGCUGCUGCAGGAGUACGGCUGGAGAGGCACCACGUUGAUAUUGGCCGGGUUGUUUUUGAAUAUGGUGGUCUGCGGCUGUUUAAUGCGUGAUUUGCCGUGGACGUCCGAAAAGGUCAAGUCGCUGGCUAAAGAGAGGAAAAAGAAUCGAAAUUUAAAAAGGAAAAACCGACUGAUGUCCGCUGAUUCGUUCUCGAUUAGCACCGGCACCUGUACAGCCAGCAUGCUACAGCCGAUCAUAGAAAAUAAAGAGGCGCCCGAGUUUGACGUACCGAACAACAGAUUGUGUAACUCGGUGGUGCACUUGCCCACGUAUAUAAGGGACGGGGAGAAGAUCCCCGUGGAAGUGCUGGAGCUGCUGGCGAGCAACAAGAAUAUUUACAACAUCCUCCUGACGAAUUAUCCGAACUUGUUGACUCCCUCGAGGAGUUUUAGCGAUUCGGGACGUUUGAACGACGCCACUUUGGUGUCGAAACAUGCCAAUACCACUUUGCAACUGGCAUCGCCUGCUACGAUGUCGCCCAAAGAGGAGGCGACGUGGAGUAAGGAGAGUCCGUUGGCACCCGCUUCGCCUACCGCAACUAAGACUCCUCCGAGAAAGUUGCCAGGAGCGGCCUUUUUGAAAGACCUUAGGAUUCAUAGACUUUCAGUGACCUACAGGGGCGCAAUGCUAAACCUGAAACGAUACCGUCUUCGGGCCAGCUCGUGUCCGGACAUCUACAGGAAUUCCAUGACCACCAUCGCCCAGGAGAAAGUCCAAUGGUACGCGGGACUAUGGGACUUCUGGGACCUGCUGGUCGACAUGUUCGAUUUCUCCCAUUUCGCCGAUCCGAAAUUUUUGGUGUUCGCAUUGUCCAACUUUUUAUUGUACACGUGGUACGACGUGCCUUACGUUUAUUUGACCGAUAACGCGACUUUAUUGGGGUAUUCGGAGAAUCAGGCGUCGAUUUUGAUAUCGAUCAUCGGGAUUAUUAAUAUGGUUGGUGAGAUUAUCCUUGGAUGGGCCGGGGAUCGUUCGUGGGCUAACGCGGGUAUCAUUUAUGCGGUUUGUAUGGGACUCUGUGGGGGAAUCAUCGCCCUGAUUCCGUUGAUUCACGAUUACACGAUUUUGGGUUUUAUAUCGGGGGCGUUUGGGUUCUUGAUUGCCGCCAACUAUUCGCUGACGUGCGUCAUUUUGGUGGAGCUGAUUACUCUGGAUCGAUUCACCAAUGCGUAUGGAUUGUUGCUGUUGGUGCAAGGGUUCGCUAACUUGAUUGGGCCGCCACUAGGAGGUUGGCUUUAUGAUAUCACCGGCACCUAUCACCUCUCCUUCUAUCUUGCUGGAUUGUUCAUCGCCAUCUCGGGAUUAAUGUUACUAGUGAUACCGUUGACGAAGAGAUACAAACGGUUUAUGAGGGAUCGAGUACCCUCGGAACCGUCUUCGGUGGUCAAAACCGAACCAGAAGUAGACCAGAAUAGUACAACGUUCGAUGCCAAAGAUAAUAGAGUUUAGUUGCGAUUUAGGCACCAACGAAUAAGACGGGUACCCAAAUUUAGAGUUUUAAUAUAGUAUAGAUCAUAGACAUAUAAAUAAGGGGAGACAACACGUUUCAUUCAUAAAUUCGGUUUGUUGACGAUCAAGCAUGUCUUUAUGCUUUAACGUAAGCGGAACAGAGACAGAGAAGAGAGAGACCGCCAGAAAACCGUCAACAUCGCAUCAAACGAUUCACGUAUCUACGAGUGCAAUCAGAUGCGCCCGCCAUAUGAGCCGGCGAUAUUGGCUUCUCCGUCUGUCACUAAUAAAAGGAGAAAGACGUAAUUACAUCAUCUGGCAGUCCAAAAAUAUUUCAUAUCAGUCGGCUAUAUUUCGUCGGCGUCGCCCAGUGGCGUAACCGUUAAAAAAAUUAAAAAUUGGUGUAAUCAAAAAUAUUUAUAUUAAAAUAUUUUAUGAAAUUAAUUAGCGAUGGUAAAGAUUGUAGAUAUCUUUUUCUUAUUUAAUUACAUACGAAACAUUAAAAAAAUUUACGUAUAUUACCCGGUUGGUUAUAAUACAUAGGUACAUAAUUAUUAUAUUCUUAAAAAUGUUUAGUUUAUUGAAGCCUUUUUGUAUCUUUAAUAUUUUGGAUAUUUAUUAACAAAAACAUGCCACUUGCUGCAUUACCAUUUUGUUAUUUGUUGUCUUUUUAGUUUAAUGGAUUUUUUGUUAAAAAUCUGUCAUUAUAUGAUAGAUUUUUACGAUUACAAAAAAAAAUAGAAAAGAAUAAAAUAGAAAAAAGACAGAAUCUUAAUAGAUGCUUUGUUAAGAAAAUUAGACGUUCAAUUACAUACAUAUUUACAUAUCUCAUCACGUGACAUGCGAUAUAACAUAUUUAAAGCUAUUCGUUUAAAGGCGUCUAAAAGUUAUUACUAAUAAGAUUUUAUUAUUAUAGGUCAGAAUAUCUUUAAGAUCCAAACCGGAAUAUAAAAAAAUAAAAUACAAUUUGUACUGUAACAUUUUAUUUUCUACUUAAAAUAUACAAAUUAUGAAGCACGUAAAAACGAAAAUAUAAAUGUAGGCAACUUACUAAAACAAAAAGAAAUAAACAAACUUGCUUAUGUUAGUAUACUUAUGUACAGGCAGGGGCUUUAAAUGGAAUGGUGCCUAAUAUGGCCCAUUGGCUUACCAAAAACGUUUAAAAUCGUAUUUUAAAAAAACUAAAUUUCAGAGCCAUAAUAGGCAUCUUUCCAUUUAAAGUCCCCACCCUGUAUUUAUAACAUAAUAAUAACCGAAGCCAUACUUACGAAUUAAAAGAUUCAAUAUUUGGAAGACUACUUGGGUUAGUAUUAUCUUCGACAGCAUUGGAAAAAGUUUCCCAAUCAGCACUAAAAAUUAAAAUAUUUAUAUAAAAUAAAAAAAAAUUUUAUAUAAAAUAAAAUAUAAAAUGUCAUGUAUACCAAGUAUAAACAAUUUUGACAAUCUAGUGCAAUAUGGAAUUACUUAAUAACAAUAAUUAAUAUUUUACCAAGAAUUAGGGUAAUAUAAGUAGGAAUAUCAAUGAAAUUAAAUAAAGGUUGAUGUUAACUUAAAAAGUCAUGAAUCAUAAAAAAUAUUCAUUAUUUACAUAAAGAGCUAUUUACUAAGUAUAUACCCUUGAAAUAUGUUUUUUUUUAAUCAUUAUAAAUUAUAUAGCUUAUAAUUGGCAAUACUAAAGUGUUAAAUUUCAUGUAAAUUUCUCAUUUUUAAAAUUCAAUAAAUAAAGAUCAGUUGGUAGGCACGUCACUGUUACGGCAUUGAGAAAAAAAGAUAAUGGGGACGAACGGGAUUUCACUUACCUCCGAAAUAUAAGUUCUGGAUCAGAAUAGUCCAUUUUUUUGCAAACUACACACUGCCGAACCAUCACAAAUUGUUUUUCAAUAGUUUUUUUAAUAUAAAAAUGUCAAAUAUCACGAAAAAACACUAAAAGGGAAACAAAACACAAAGCAACACUGCAACGCCAAACAUGAAUGAAACCCUAAAUUUUAUUACGAAGGGGAGGAGUGACGACCGCGCUAUGUUGUCAAGUCGUUAUCUGUAAACGAAAUAUUGAUCGACGUUUUAGAGUACCGCGUAAAUGGAUACUAGGACGUUUUUAGAAGGCGGGCAACGUUGCUUUGUUAUUAAAAAGAUGUAUGUGCGGCCGAAAAUGUAAACAGUUGCGUCUCUCCUUAUUUAUAUGUCUAUGGUAUAGAUCGUAAGAUUGUGUCAAAUUACUAUUUAAAAAUUGUAGUGCGAGCCGCAUGAAUCCGGGAAUUUUUCAUUUUUACAUUUUGGUGUCUUUUUUGAUUUUGAUUCGGGCAUGUUUGGGGCUUCGUUAGGGUUUACCGUAUAUAGAGGGCACGCCAGGCGUAAAAUUCGAAAUCUAGUGUAAGUAGGAUAACAUUUUUGUCUCCAUAGUAAAAAAAAAAUUGUUUUUAGCCGAAAAAAAGUCCCUUAAAUGUAUUUUUAGGUCAUUUUAAGGGACUUUUACUGUUUUUAAGAAUAUGGUCCUAAGGUUUUUAGUAAUUAUUUUCGAUGUACAGGGUGAGUCAGGUCUUUGGUGCUGUCAAACGCUUUUUAAAAAUCGAAGUUAUUUAUUUUAACUUAUGAUUUUUCAAAAUAAAAAUUGUUACCUCCUGGGAUUUUUUAAAUAAUAUUGUUCUGAAGAAAACAAAAAAAAAUGCUGCAAUCUUCGCUCGAUUUUUACGGUAAUUUAGGUGUAACUUUUAUGAUGAACAAUUUUCCCUAUUAAAAGGACGAAAAAAUUAUCUUUCAAUCCAUAAAAAUCCAACGUAGGGGAAAGUGUUGUACCUUGGUCCAUUUUUGGGUUUUUUAUUCUUAUACAUUCUAGAAAUAUAUUAUUUAUAAAAUUUAUUCCAUACAUUAUGUUUCCGUGUGAGUGGACUGUAUAAAAUGAAAUACUGGUAAUUUUAAUAAUUUAAUUGUCAUAAACAACAUAAAAACGACAAAUUACAAAAAGCCCCGACAUAGUUAAAAACAUGGCAGGCGGGAACCGAUAUUUUGUUUUUUGCGUCACGCACAGCACAGGCCCGCACUAAGGACAAAGUAUAUAAAUAAAUAGUGCUCGUCAACCACAAACUGAACAUGCCCCCGGCCUUGAAAGUCCUGGGUUAACUUUCAAUGGGAAGUGGGCAAAGUCUAGUUACCGCCCGAGAAAGUUCACUGUCUGCCGUCUUCACAAAAGCAACACGGUUAAUACCAUCCUUGCCUGGUAUUAACUUAAGAACUCGUCCCAAGCGCCAUCUGGUAGGCGGUAGAUUUUCAUCCCUUAUUAAGACCUGCUGUCCAAUGUCAACGUUUCCUGAUGACUUUUUCCAUUUGUGUCUUUGCUGCAACUCAUGGAUGUAUUCGCGACUCCAACUGCUCCAAAAGUGCUCGUACAAUUUUUGCAGACGUUGAUAUUGACUGAGUCUGUUUUCUUUAAUGUCGCUGAUUGGUAAUUCGGGUAUGGUUUCCAUUGGUCUUCCAAUUAAAAAGUGGGAGGGAGAGAGACAGGUUAAAUCGUCGGAAUCAGUGGUUAAUGGAGUAAGGGGUCUAGAAUUGAGCACUGUCUCGAUCCUAAUAAGUAACGUUUAAAAAUCAUAAAAAAACAACUUAUGCUCGCCUAUUGUACGCUUAACAUGAUAUUUUAAGCUGUCUGAUAAGCGUAGUUUUGGAUAUGUUAUAGCAACUUGCCGCUUCCCUAAUUGAUAAAUGCCCACUGAAACAUUUAUUAGCUGCUGCAAUUAUAUCCUGGGAGUUUAUAUGCGCUCUUUUUUCACCUACUUUACUUCGAGAACUAUCUGAAAUAAGAGAAAGUUUUUUUGAGGUAUACCUGUAUAAUUAAAAUAAAAGUAAAAAUUAUAUUAUUUUCAAUAAGAUAUGUACCUUGGACCGGUACGCGUAUUGGCAUUUUAUACUAUUAUUCAGAUCGGUCUUACUUUGAAUCAUGGUAGACUAUGUCUACGUGAUAUACCACAAUUUUAAAGCCCAUUCUAUACUUCGAUUCAGAGCGUAAGUAAUAUUUAGUAUUCUGAAAUGCAGUAUAUAAAAGGUUUUAUUUUAAAAGCAGUUUUGUAGUUCAAUAUAUACUACGUCUCAGAAAAACAAGAACAGAGCGCGUAUUCUGUAUUCUCCUAGGAAGGAAUUUUUUUUCUAUGCAAUACAAAUUUAUAUGGCAUAAAAAGAUAUUUAUUUCUUUCCUAUGACGAUACAGAAUACGCUCUGUUUUCUUAAAUAGUUUUAGGGGUCAUGUUUUAUUGCCCAUAAUAUUGCCAUCUUGAAUAAAGUAAGAAAACAGUAUUAUUUAUUUUAAAAUUAUUACAUAAAACAUGAAUUAAAAUGAUUCUUCUUCUGUUAAAAAAUUUUUAUUAAAUUUAUUUGUAAAUAUGUUUAUUCAUAUUUACAAAUGACAUUAAGUGAAAUAACAUAAAUAUUAAGUUAUGAAACUAUUAGGUAACUAAAAUGUAAAUUUUGUUUAUUCAUUAUUCUUCAGAGAAAUCUGAAAAAAAAAUUAUUCGAUCAAAUGUAAAUAAAACAAUUCUAUACAAAAAUUUUUAAUUCUGAAACUUUUAAUAAAAUAUACAUUUUCGUACUUAUAAGAAAAACUAAACUAUGUUAUCUAUGUAUUUACCUUAAAAUAAUAUUUUUUGAUAUCAAUAGUGUUUUCUGCCUUAAAAAAGAAUAACAACACGGCAAAAAAAUUAACAGCUAUCGAAACUAGCUACAAAGGAAAAUUAAAAUGUGAGGCAUUUUAAUAGAAAUAUUAACAUAUACUGCUGUAACUCAGUUUUCUAAAGAAAAUUUAUAAAAGUAGUGACAAAAAAAAUUAAUGUAAAUUUUAUUUUCUUUCGUGACAUUUUGCAUUUGGUUGAUUCUUAAAAAUAUUUUCUUCUAAUUUAUGUUUUCUUUUAAUGGUCUUUUUUAGUUCCUUGUUGGAAGGUCUACCCGAUUAAUUACGCUUUUUUCCAGAUACGAAUCCCUGUCUUAUUCUUCUUCUACUAAUGGAAGUAGGUUGCACGCCUAUAUAUUUUGAAGAACGUCCCUUUCUUAAAUUGCAGAAAAAUGUCGCCAAUUGUGUCGGUGUGGUAAUUUUAUUUAAGCAUUUCCUUUGAUAAUGCAGUUUGUUAACUUCACAGACUCAUUUUCAGAUACCAUUUUUAGCAGCCUGUCGAAAGUAUCUUUUAAAUUAUUAAGAACUGAAGAGUGUUUUUUGCCAGCUUUUGAAUCAUUUGAUUCUUUGUCUAGAACAUUAGAUUCAUAUAUUUUUUCAGUUGCUGCAAUGCUCUGCUGCGUUGCACUGUGACAUGGUACAUUACUUAAAUAGCUUUCAGAAUGAUCACCUAAAUCCAUAUUUUCAAAAAAAACGUUUGAAACACUGUGUCCAAGAGCUAGCUUUGCUUAAAAUUUUUGUUGCACAGCACAAAAAUGCUUACAAAACUUGCCGCCUAUUCCGAAUGUACAAUCACACGUUUCCAAAGUGGUAUCUAUAGUGUAGACAAGUGUGUUAUCAUUACUGCUUGUUACAUAAUAUAUAUUUUCAUUAUUUUUUUCACAGUAGAGCUUUUCAGUUUUAUCGCAAAAUUUACUAUACAGAAUUUCAUUUUUCGAUGAUCGACUACUAGCAAAUAACAGCAAACGUCUCUGAUGAUAAGAUUCAAAGACGUUAAUAACAAAGUCAAUUAAUGCACAUAUAUGUUAAAUGUCUUGCAUCUUUGCAAAACGAUAUCUUUAAAUAUACGAAUUGACGCUUCUACAAAGUUAUUUGUAUUAUUUCCCCUAGUGAUUAAUGAUGCCCGAAAACAUAAACACCACUCUUCUCUUCGUUGCCAAAGAGCAUUAAUGUGAUUUUUUAAAUGUGGGUACUUUAAAACAAUAUCAUUUUUCAUCAGAUCGUUUAAAGAUUCUUGUGCUUCUUCUAAAGUUGAUGCAUACAUUAUGGCACGAAAUAAAAUCAUUACAGUCUUCCUAUUUUCUUUGGGUAUUUCAUUGUAGCUAUCCCACAACCAACGCCAAAAAGCUUGGCAAACAUGAAAGAUACAAAGAAGGAGCUUUGGCUUUACAUUUUCCGAUGAAAACACAGACGUCAGCGCAUUUCUUUCUGCUGAACUAUUAUCGGUCAUGAAUAUACUAGGACAGCCAGAAUUACCAAAACCUUCAUUACCCAAUGUUUCUUUAAGCAAGGCUCCAAUUUUGGAAGCGCACUAGAGUCCACAAACACAAUUUCUUUAGAAAAAUCUUCCUUAUGAGUACGCAUCAUGAUUGGUGUAAGUAUAAUUACAAUCAAAGGAUUCUCUUUACCCGCUAUUAUAUUAUGUCCUUUUUUAUGGUAAAAUUCAGCCUUUUCUUUUAGGACCCUCACCACUGAAGAUUCAUCUCGGCCUCCAAAAUUUAAAUUUCUAAAACAAGAAGAAAGUUCUACGUAAAAUCGGUAAAAAGAUAUUUUCAAGGCAAGGCGAUGUAGAUAUACAAAAAAUAACUUACCUCCACUUUUCAUACAAAUUUUUUACUUGCCGUUCCGUGGGAUUUAAUUGUUCAUUGGCUAAUACUAAGGGUAAUUUAGUGUGAAUGUACAUAGGUAAAGUAAAUUAACAUAACACUUACGUUUAUAGUGUUUUUGUUGAUAAUUUUUAUUAAAAAAUCAACGGUGGCAUUACAUUUCUUGUCUCUAACUCUAGUGUCUUCCCUUUUUCUGGUUUUAGCUUUAUUAAAACCGCUGUGCUGGCAUUUAAAAAUUUUUCGAUAUACGUAUCUCUUUGCUGAUGGGUAUGUAUAACGCACAAUCCAGUUAGUACUUGUUUUAUAACUAAAUAUAGCUAACAAUUUGCCACAACAAAUACUAUUAUCUUCAACAUCUGGUUUUUUAAAUCGAAUUUUAGCUUUAAAACCAUCAUUUGUGAGCUCAAGAUAUUCGAUGAUAGAAUCGUCCUCACUACACAUUCCCACUAAUAUAUUUUUAUAAUCCAUUCCAAAUUUAAAAAAAAAACGAAAGAUAAACUCCCGAUAAACCUUGUUUGAUUACGUAAAAAACAAAACAAUAACAAAUAAUAUAACCCAACUUUUAUCCCACAUGCAUCACCGAAUCUGAGUCGCGGUAUAAAUCGGCUACGUGAGGCGCAGCAAUUGACAUCCAUUGCGUACUGCAUUUCAGUAAUUCAGCGCGCUAACGUAAUAGCGAAGCUCUGAAUUGUAGUACAGGAUGUGGCCAUAGUCUACCACGAUCCAAUGUAGUGCCGAUCUGAAUAAUGGUAUAGAAUGCCAAUACGCGACCGGUACAUGACUUUUCAGUGGCCCAAGGUUCACAACGGUAUUAUUUCUGCAAUUCUUCGCUUUCUACUUUUAGGUUUUUUUUUUUUUUUUUUUUUUUUUUUUUUGGGUCGGUGGAGAAAUUCUUUAUGAACACUGGUUACGCGGCGCCGCCCCCAGUAGUGUGGGACUCAGUGUCGAGUCUGUUUCGUCACUUUUAGGUUAUGCCUGUAAGUACAAAAUACAUUCAUUAAUAUCAAUCUUAAACACCUGUUUUCAAUUGUAUAAAUAAAAAUAAUUAUAAUGUUAACAAUUUAAACGGAUGUUGACGGAUAACACAUUGUUCAAUAAAUUACUUACCACGAUGCAAAACACAAAACACUCUAUAGAAACCCACACGACUGAUUUUUGACAUAUAUAUGUAGCUGCCACCUAUCGACUAUAUCUUUAAACAACUUAAUUAGACGCAUCGAAGAAAAAUUAACAGUGGGUAGAAAAUAAAAUACACUGACCCGAGGUACAGACCAGUCCAAUAUACAACUCUCCCCUAAUGCUAAGUAUUCACGCACAGUUUCUCUCGACAAUCCUAUAGCCCUUGCUACAGAGGUGUUUUCUGCUUUGCGCACUCUAAUGUCUGGAUUUCUUCGUAGAAAUGACUGUAGCCGUACUCUGCCAGCUUUGCCUGGAAGUUGAAUAUAUCAGUAGCUAGAUAUCAAUAUUUUUAAAAAUCUCUUACCGGCCUUAAAUUUAUGCCUAACUCUAAGUAAUUCUGCCAGAUUAAACGCCAUUAUCCUCAGUUCUCGUAGGCGCAAAGCCGUGUCUUGAUUUUGUAGUUUCUUGAUUUUUGGAUUGGAUUUUUUUCAUUCUCACAUUGUCGGUCAUUAUAUAAGCUAUCGAUUUGUGUUUUCUUAUUCUCGUCGCCUAGCUCUUGAAUCACAAUUUUCAGGACAAAUAAUUCCUACAUCUUGAGGUUCAGACAUAACACUAGAAACAUCAUGUCUGGUUGGGAUUAUAUUGUGUCGAAGUUUAGGGAGGUGGAGGAGCUGAGGGAGUGGCUCACAGAUGAAGCCUCUAGGGAAAUGAGUUCCAUCUCUAUGGAAACCAUAAAGACCUGGAAGGAGGUGGUGUCUUACCAAGGGUUUGACGUUUUAAAGAUAUUGAAGUUGGCACGCAUUAGUUAUGAUAAAACAGUUAAGGUAGUAAUUUAAUAAUACUACCUUAGUAUUAUUAAAUUAUUAAUAAUUUAAUAAUACUAAUAAAUUUACUUAAUAAUUAGCAGUAAUUUAACAGUUAAGGAGACCGCCUCAGAGAAGUUCACGGUUGAUGGUCAACAGAUGGAGGUUUCUUUUAAGAACACUGAAUCCAUGCAGAAGGACCUACAAUUCCUGUUCUUCAUCUUUGCCAAUAGGGGUUGCAGCUAUGAGAAAAUCACCAGCAAGUCCAAUGAGAUUACCAAUCAGUAUCUGAAGUGGAUUGUGGCAAAACUUCAGAUCAACACAGAAGUACAUGACUCUAGGAGUUUUCUACCAUCAGAUAUUAUUACCAUCCCAAGACUCGUUGCCUGCUUCCCAACUGUUGUUUGUAACAUUUACCAUAAGGGGAUGGCCAAGGAAAUAGUCAGUGCUUCAGUGCACAUUGGACUUGCUGCAGGUGUCUCAAGAGCAGUUUUGUGCCCUCUAUUCACCAUUGUGAUCAGUCCGGACUGCCUGACAACAAAUGCUAAUGUCCACAUAGUUAGCUUUGCGGUCCACGUGCUCUUGGACUCUGUCCUCCAUAGGAGAGGGGGAAGCGUCACCAGCUUUGACAGCCUGUUCACCUACUACCGAGCCUCUUACAAUUCUCCUGUUGUUCCCAAGGUGAAAAUCCUGACAAAAUGGGCUCUAGUGGCUGAAGGAACAACAGUGUUCAUAGCCAACCUCACAGGGCUAGUUGCUCCAUGCGAGGCAAUCAUCAGGUUUCGAUUUUGGUCCACGCUUUCAGAAAACAGGCAAUUAGAUAUUUUGCUCGAUUUACAAGACAAGUUGCUGCAGAUCAGUCGGUUAGUAAAUCAUGUGUUCUAAAAUAUUUGCAUAGGAAUAAAUGCCAUCCAUAUAAAAUUUAUUUAAUUCAGGAGCUUAUUGAAAAUGAUCACAUCCGCAGAAUAGAGUUUUGCGAAAUAAUUAUGAAUUUAUGUAAUGUAAACCCAUAAUUUUUAAGUAAGAUUGUUGUUUCCGACGAGGCAAGACAGACCGAAUGAUGAGAAUUUAGAUAGGGUCCUCAGGGAGGUCAAGGCUCUCAAGGCGCUAGGCUAGGUCCUAACACUCAAUGUCUCAAUGAGUAUAAAGGAGGAGGAAAGAUGCUACAGAGAAGAAAUAGUAAAAAGAUCUCGAUGUUUGAUUUAGAUCAAGAUUAGAAUCUUGAUGUUUGGACAACUGGUAGUUUUAAUCAGGGCGAGACGUCAGGGCCCAGCCGCUCUGUUUUCUCUAAGUUAUUCGUAGUUAUUCUGCGUCUUAAUGAGGUUUUCGGUAUAUUAUAAGACCUAGCCGCUUCAUUUAAGCUCAUUUCAUUGGAUAUUAUCGCAGUUGUAGCUAGAUGUAAAUCAUCAGCGCCCCAAGUAGCCCUUGGAACUACGUUUCUCUUUCGAGUGUACUUGUCAGGCAUCUCUCCUCACAAAUUAGGGCCCAUCUCUCCUAAAAUUACAGGAGAGAUGGACCAGGCUAUUUCUAUGAAACGGAACGUUAUGGACUAUUGUUUUUAGGUUAGGUCCUCGCCAGAAAACCCGUUUGAUGAUUACAAUAAAAAAUAUUCGGCUAAAACUCACCUGAAAAUGCUUUGUUCAGUGACCAGAAUACACCUUGCAAAAUUGUUCGGUUGUUUGAAAACAAUGACCACUUAAAACUACUAAAAACACCAAUAAAUCACUUGUUCUCACUUUUCCCAUUUAAGAUGUUAGAGAUUAUGUGCGCUCUCACCAGGGGCUGCUGCAAUUUGAUUGAAAAUUAACCUAAAAAAUGUCCUCCUCAAAAAUAAAUUUGACGUGUUUUUGGAAAUUUUUUAAAUUAUUUACAAGGGCAGACAUGUAAAUUGACACCCUGUAUGUUAAAAUAUUUAAUUUCCUUACUAUAACUUCUAAUCAAUAUUCAACAAUUUUAAACAUUUAGGUUUUUUAUCAAAAAUCCAAUACACUUAACAUUUUAAAGCAUUAAAACCUGACUCCCUUAAAAAAAAUUAAAAUAAUUGUUGAUUAUAGUAUAAGCGCCUCUAGUAAGUAGCUUCGACUGAAGUGAUCCUUUUUAAGUAAAAUGGACGAUUCUUAUACUCAUCAGACUUUAUUAAGAUGAUGAUAAGCUACACCUGUGAUUAAUUCGUUAAUAAAUCGAUACAAUUUCGAAUUUAGGGUAUAGUUAUUGAGAUUUUCGUUUGAAAAUUGUUGUAUAAUAAGCCUAAGCUCAGACUAGUUUUCGCUGGUAUUAUAGGACAAUUUUUGGUCCAUUUUCAAAUACCGUAAAAGUUAUAGGCCUUCCUCCAAUAGUAUUAUUAUAACAAUAGCGUAAUAAGUAAUCAGUAUUUAAAACAGACAAUUAUUGAACGGACACACGCAUACACAUUUAGUUUUUACCAUAGAUUUCCCUUAAGUAGACACCGCAUUUUUUUAGGGUAGUUUCAGGGAGAUCUACCACAAUAGUUGGGUACCUUUAAUGCUCAAUUCGUUUACGUUUUUCAGAUUCGUUUAUUUCAUGUUUUGUUUUUUCGAAAUCUUAAUUUAUAAUGUGUUAAAUAAAUCGUAUUAGUAAAUAAAAA